This is a messenger RNA of Piliocolobus tephrosceles (Ugandan red Colobus), 6474 nucleotides long. RefSeq names its product tubulin folding cofactor D (gene TBCD). The transcript is spliced from 38 exons. Gene Ontology annotation, molecular function: GTPase activator activity; beta-tubulin binding. The coding region runs from base 220 to 3768 and encodes 1182 amino acids. The record is from RefSeq and is a predicted model, not a curated record. Lineage: Eukaryota; Metazoa; Chordata; Mammalia; Primates; Cercopithecidae. Gene Ontology annotation, biological process: bicellular tight junction assembly; microtubule cytoskeleton organization; adherens junction assembly. Gene Ontology annotation, cellular component: lateral plasma membrane.
GUCCUCACGUGCACGGCGCCGUCCAGCGCGCGGUAUUUUGGCAGCCGGCGCGUUCCGUAGCGAGGCCGGCGAGCGGGGUCGAAGGUCGCGGGGCGGGGCCAGCGUCGGUUGCCGCCUCAGCGGGCGCCUCCUUUUCAUCCCUCAUCUCUCAUCCUCGGCGCUCUAGCGGAGUCGGAGCUGCGGGUCCGUGAGGCGGGGCGCGGUCCCCAGACAGCCGAGAUGGCGUUGAGCGACCAGCCGGCCGCGGGCGGCCCCGAGGAGGAGGCGGAGGAGGAGACACUGGUCUUUCGCGCGGCGCUGGAAGCGUUCGGCGAGAGCGCGGAGACCCGGGCGCUGCUGGGCCGCCUGUGGGAGGUGCACGGCGGCGGCGUGGCGCGCGAGGUGGCCCUGGAGCGGUUCCGCGUAAUAAUGGACAAAUACCAGGAGCAGCCUCAUCUGUUGGACCCACACCUUGAAUGGAUGAUGAACUUGUUGUUGGACAUAGUGCAGGAUCAGACAUCUCCAGCUUCCCUCGUGCAUCUGGCUUUUAAAUUUCUUUACAUCAUCACCAAGGUUCGAGGCUAUAAAACAUUUCUUAGUUUAUUUCCCCACGAAGUUGCUGACGUAGAGCCUGUUUUAGAUUUGGUCACAGAUCAGAAUCCCAAGGACCAUGAGACUUGGGAAACCCGCUACAUGCUUUUGCUAUGGCUCUCUGUGACCUGCCUGAUCCCUUUUGAUUUUUCUCGCCUUGAUGGGAACCUCCUCACCCAGCCUGGGCAAACACGAAUGUCCAUAAUGGACCGUAUUCUCCAAAUAGCAGAGCUUGUGUUUUUAUUUCCUUUUGGCAGAUUUAUCACACGUCCUGAUGUCAAGCGGAGCAAGAUGGCUGAGUUCCUGGACUGGAGCCUGUGCAACCUGGCCAGUUCCUCCUUCCAGACCCUCCAGGGGGUCAUCACCAUGGACGGGAUGCUGCAGGCCCUGGCGCAAAUAUUUAAACAUGGAAAACGUGAAGACUGCUUGCCCUAUGCUGCCACCGUCCUCAGGUGCCUCGAUGACUGCAAACUCCCCGAGAGCAACCAGACCCUGCUGCGGAAGCUGGGGGUGAAGCUUGUGCAGCGACUGGGGCUGACCUUCCUGAAGCCGAAGGUGGCGUCAUGGAGGUAUCAGCGUGGCUGCCGAUCCUUGGCUGUAAAUCUGCAGCUUCUCGCUCAGGGCCAGAGCGAGCAGAAGCCGCUCAUCCCGACCGAGGAUGCCGACGAAGAUGACGACGUCCCAGAGGGUGUGGAGAGCGUGAUAGAGCAGCUGCUGGUCGGACUGAAGGACAAGGACACCGUUGUGCGGUGGUCUGCAGCCAAAGGCAUCGGUAGGAUGGCUGGCAGGCUUCCCAAAGCCCUGGCGGAUGAUGUGGUCGGGUCUGUGCUGGACUGCUUCAGUUUCCAGGAGACCGACAAGGCAUGGCACGGGGGAUGUCUGGCGUUGGCAGAGCUGGGCAGGAGAGGCCUGUUGCUGCCGUCUCGACUUGUGGAUGUUGUCGCUGUGAUCCUGAAGGCGCUGACUUACGAUGAGAAGCGGGGUUCCUGCAGCGUGGGCACCAACGUCAGGGACGCCGCCUGCUAUGUGUGCUGGGCCUUCGCACGUGCCUACGAGCCUCGGGAGCUGAAGCCCUUUGUGACUGCCAUCUCCAGCGCACUGGUGAUCACCGCGGUGUUUGACCGGGAUGUAAACUGCAGAAGAGCAGCCUCUGCCGCCUUCCAGGAGAAUGUGGGGAGACAGGGCACUUUCCCGCAUGGGAUUGAUAUUUUGACCACAGCUGACUAUUUUGCUGUCGGUAACAGAACCAACUGUUUCCUGGUUAUAAGUGUGUAUAUUGCCGGCUUUCCUGAGUACACCCAGCCGAUGAUAGACCACCUGGUUACCAUGAAGAUCAGCCAUUGGGAUGGGGUCAUCCGAGAGCUGGCUGUGAAGGCGCUGCACAACCUGACCCAGCGAGCACCCGAGUACAGCGCCACGCAAGUCUUCCCGAGGCUGCUGUCCAUGACGCUGAGUCCAGAUCUACACACGAGGCAUGGGUCGAUUCUUGCCUGUGCGGAGGUUGCUCACGCCUUGUACAAACUUGCAGCCCAAGAGAACAGGCCCGUCACAGACCAUCUGGACGAGCAGGCAGUGCAGGGCCUGAAGCAGAUUCACCAGCAGCUCUAUGAUCGUCAGUUAUACAGGGGUCUGGGAGGAGAGCUCAUGAGACAAGCAGUGUGCGUUUUAAUAGAAAAGUUGUCACUUUCCAAAAUGCCCUUUCAAGGUGACACCGUAAUUGAUGGUUGGCAGUGGCUGAUAAAUGACACUUUGAGAUGUCUCCAUCUCAUCUCAAGUCACUCCCGACAGCAGAUCAAGGAUGCAGCAGUCUCAGCCCUGGCCACUCUCUGCAGUGAAUAUUACAUGAAGGAGCCAGGGGAGGCAGAUCCCGCAAUUCAGGAGAAGCUGAUCACACAGUACCUGGCCGAGCUUCGGAGCCCUGAGGAAAUGACUCGCUGUGGUUUCUCGUUGGCCUUGGGCGCCCUUCCAGGCUUCCUUCUGAAAGGCCGGCUCCAGCAGGUUCUCACAGGGUUAAGAGCAGUUACCCACACUUCUCCCGAGGACGGAAAUUUCCCUGAGUCGAGGAGAGAUGGCUUGAAGGCCAUUGCUAGGAUUUGCCAGACUGUUGGUGUGAAAGCAGGAGCCCCAGACGAAGCUGUGUGCAGCGAGAACGUUUCCCAGAUUUACUCUGCGCUGCUGGGCUGCAUGAACGACUACACCAGGGACAGCAGAGGGGACGUGGGUGGCUGGGUCCGCAAGGCCGCCAUGACCGGUCUCAUGGAUCUGACACUUCUGCUGGCUCGGAGCCAGCCUGAGCUGAUCGAGGCCCACAUCUGUGAGCGCAUCAUGUGCUGUGUGGCCCAGCAGGCCAGUGAGAAGAUCGACCGUUUCCGUGCUCACGCCAUCAGCGUGUUCCUGACGCUCCUGCACUUUGACAGCCCUCCCAUCCCCCACGUGCCCCACCGAGGAGAACUGGAAAAGCUGUUUCCCAGGUCCGACGUGGCCUCCGUGAAUUGGAACGCACCUUCCCAGGCCUUCUCACGCAUCACCCAGCUCCUCGGGCUGCCCACCUACCGCUACCCCGUCCUGCUGGGGCUCGUCGUGUCCCUGGGCGGCUUGACGGAGUCGACGGUCCGGCACUCCACCCAGAGCCUCUUCGAGUACAUGAAGGGCAUUCAGAGGGACCCGCAGGCCCUGGGCAGCUUCAGCGGGACCCUUCUGCAGAUCUGGGAGGACAACCUUCUGAAUGACAGGGUGUCCCUGCCGCUGCUGAAGACUCUGGACCACGUGCUCACCCACGGCUGCUUCGACAUCUUCACCACGGAGGAGGACCACCCCUUUGCUGUGAAGUUGCUUGCGCUUUGUAAGAAAGAAAUCAAGAAUUCCAAAGACGUCCAGAAACUGCUGUCAGCUAUCCUCGUGUUCUGCGGGAUGGUGCAGUUCCCCGGCAACGUGAGGAGGAGCGCCCUCCUGCAGCUGUGUCUGCUCCUCUGCCACCGCUUCCCGCUGAUCCGGAAGACCACGGCCAGCCAGGUGUACGAGACAUUGCUCACCUACAGUGACGUCGUGGGCGCGGACGUGCUGGACGAGGUGGUGACUGUGCUCAGCGACACUGCGUGGGACGCGGAGCUUGCAGUCGUGAGAGAGCAGCGCAACCGUCUGUGUGACCUCCUGGGUGUGCCCAGGCCCCAGCUGGUGCCCCAGCCUCAUGCCUGCUGAAGCCAGUCCUGGAGCCCGUACCUCACCCCUGCCUGGUGGGGAAUGUCUUGUUGCUGAGGGAGGCCGGUGUGGAAAGCCUGGCACGGUGGUGCCUCCAGCUGUUGAAGGGUAGCGCUGGCCCUCGGAGGCUGGCACCAGCGGACAGCUUUUCCUCUCUGCACCUGCACUCUAAUGACCUGGGCUGGAUGCCUCUGCCUUCACUUGAACACAGAUGUGCUUCCUAUAAAAUCAUGUACCAAGAAGUCCCUGCCUUCUGCCUCUGAGCCUGAUGCGUGUAGAGUGAUGGAGAGGCUCACUGCCCAGGGGUCAGCCUGAGGGGGUUGGGUUCCACUCCUCCUGCCUGGAGACCAGGCCCCCUUCUCGCCUGGUGCCGUCCCUGCUGUGUGAGAUGUCUGGCCACAGGUGGUGGUCUGCCCAGUCUUGGAGAGAGAUGAAUGUUAAAUCAGAGGUUCAAAUGCCAGAGAACUGACAAGCCCUGGUGGCAGGCAUGGUCUAGAGUGCUGCGCAGAUGCUGUUUCUGGGACCAUCUGCCUGGUGGGGGUGCUGUCCUCCCACCUGUGCACACGUGAGCAUCGUGAAUGUGAUCCCCCUGCAGUGCAAGGGUCACUGAUUGAUGGGUGUGCAGACCAGCAGCUUCACAAAUGUCUGCUGCAAGGGGAAUUGUCAGAGUCCAAUGUGUGCCUCUACAAUAAUACGGGAAAUACAAUUCUUGAAAUGAUUACACUGUCUUAGGAGAGCUUGGGCAGAGUCUACACUGAGGUUUUUAAGCAAAGGGCAGGAGGCUACCUUUGUCUCCGUAUCUGAGCUCAUGCUGAUCCAUCCCAAAGCUGGUGAGGGGAAUGUGUAUAAAAAUUUCACUGUGGUAGCAACUCACACCCAUCUACCUGGGACCUGUGCUGUGCUCACAGGGCUUGAGGUGCAGAACCACCGCCAGCAGCACCAAAGCAGCCUCAGGUGUGGCCACUCGGAGGCCCAAGGGCUUGGGUGAGCAGCCCUUUCCCUGGGUGAAGAGCCCAGGGGUGCCGUGUGCAUGGUGUAGAUUGGGGUGGCUCCCUGGCCUGCUCGCUCAGGUGGGGAUGGGGUCUGGACACAGGAACUUGGGCAGGCCCAGAACUGGGAGCUGCCGCCUGCAUCUGUGAGGCAAGGCUCAGUCGUGGUUCUCACUUGGGAGGGCACCAGGACCACAAGGCCAGGACUGUGACAGUUCAUGCUGUCUGUUCAGCAGACAGCGCUUCACGGAAUGUGUGUGGUGACCUGGCCACACAGGAGUGUGGGGUUCACACACUACCAUUCUUGUGCUUGACCUGGUGGCCAGCAGUCUUUAUCCCUUAAAAGAGCCUUGUGUUACAUUUUUACAAGAUUUAAACAUUUUAUUCCAACCUGUGUAAUUGGGGUCUCCUCCUCCUCGAACUGUCCCCUUGAUUGGCUGGGAUCACGUGGUGAGGGUCCUGGGUGACCAGGCCCAGCCUUGGCCACGAGUCCACACAGUGGAAAAGCUUCGGCUCCUGUGGUCAGCACACACGAGACUUGGUGGUUGCGCCUGCUGGGUGUGGAACUGGGGUGCACCGUUGCCAUGCCUGCAGCUCACAAAGCUCCUGCCUCCUGCUGGCCUGGGAUGCACUGAGGAUGGAGGGAACAAGUGGCUUCUGAGAAAAACAGGAAUUGUUCUUAGUGCAAUUAAAAGAAGAUUCCAGAGAAAUGGCAUUUUAAGACAUGGAGGCAGGUCGAUUCCCCACCCAGGCCCAUCAGUGACAGUGUGUGGCAAAGCAGUUCUUUCAAUGUCGGUCUAACUUAGCAACCUAAGGAAAGAGGACCGCUCCACUGGCUACUGCCUCUUUCCUACUGGAUCCCCUCCAUCACUGGGCACUUGUGCUCACCAGAUAACUGGUGACCUGGAAAGCCCUCUUUCAUUCAGCAGCCGUUUCUGGAGCCCACCAGGGUCCAGGUGAUGGAGUUUGGUGAGGAACCCCUUGCUCACAUGAUAGCUGGGGCAGACAAUAGCAAAUGAACAAGCAAGCACCAUCAAGGCAGGCAAUACUGAGCACUACGAGGAAAGAUAAAGUGGGCAAUGCAACGGUGUGUUGGGUGUUGACCCCUAGAAGAGGUGUUCAGAAAACUGCUCUGAAGGAGCAGCAUUUGGGCAGAAGUCCAAACAAACUGCCCAAUGGCAGAAAAGAGAAUGCUUGUGGUCCCAGAAGUGGAGCAAGCUUUGUGAGUUUAGAGAGCAGCAAGAAGCCAGUAUCCCUGGAAUCGGGGAGCUGGUGCAGGAUUUGUGCACCCACAAACACAUUCUAGGCACAAACCAGAAACCCUCCAUGUGAAAGCAGAGACCUUGGAGAUCCUGAGGGUUUCUGCUGAGCCCUGGAGUCCAGUCAUGCUGUUUUGAUAGCAGAAUGGAUGAGAGGGGAUAAGGCCCAGGUCCAGAUCUAAUAGGAGACCCCUAUAUAGAGCUGGGACCCUAAAUAAAUCUUUCUCAAAGGAACAGCGCAAGACUCUUAAUCUCCCCUGAAGUGGCCUGAAUUAAUACUAACUGUAUGAUCCCCAAAACUCCUAAAGUGGAAAAUUCGAUUGACUUGGCCUUGACCAGUGGUAUUCCCGGACAAGGGGCAGAAGAUGCAAAUAUAGGGUGCAGCACACCAACAUGGCACAGGUAUACAUAUGUAACAAACCUGCACGUUAUGCACAUGUACCCUAGAACUUUAAUAA